AUGGUCCCUAGCACGGCAAAAACAAAUAACUUCCUUUCGAGGCGGGGAAGGCCGAAAAAGCUUGACCAAAAGCUUAUCGACAAAAUUAUAUACACAUUCGAGAGUUCAAAAUCAAGGUCGUGGGAGCAACUAGCACGUGAAUUCGGGAUUGGAGAUGUUCACUGGCAAACUCUGCGAAACCGUGUUGUCAAUGAGGGGUACUGCAAAAGCAUGGGAUGUCAUAUGCUGUGGUUGACUAUGGAAGCUAGGAACGCACGCCUCAGCUUCGCAACCUCUUACUACGCCUGGCGAAGUGAAUGGCGCUCGGUCAUUUUCAUCAGCCAUGCGGAGGUGGAAUUGAAAGAAAACCAAGCUAGCAGAGUCCACGUCGAUAAAGAACAGAAAUACUGUUUCCAGUGUUUACAAAAACGGAAAAGCAAACGUGCAAAGUUGUUUCAAUGCUGGGUGAUGGUCGGUUUUAAUCGAACGCCAAAGCUCGCCUUUGUUCCUGAAAAAGAGACCUCGGGCGUCAAGGAACAGCCUAGCCCUCGACGGAUUCAUCGUGAACACUCCAUACCCCACCAACAGAGUCCGAAACAUGUCGUCCUUGACGAAGGUGCAACGACCCCACAAUUCUUCGACGGCUCUUACGAAAAUGGUGCUGAAAUUAUCCGACUGCCACCAAAUUCUCCAGAACUUAAUAUUGGGCAAGACGUACUUUCAUAUUUGAAGAACAAGAUUCAAAAACGCACCCAUGGAAGCACCGAUAACCGAGAGUUCGCUGAGGCUCAAAACAUAUCGAUACGUUGCGUCAACAAAUUGGUUGACUCAAUGUUCUCAAGAAUCGCAACAGUCAUUGCAAGGGAAGGCAAGCCUAUAUAA
This is a messenger RNA of Penicillium alfredii, 861 nucleotides long. RefSeq lists its product as uncharacterized. Bases 1 to 861 code for a protein of 286 amino acids. Gene Ontology annotation, molecular function: nucleic acid binding. Lineage: Eukaryota; Fungi; Ascomycota; Eurotiomycetes; Eurotiales; Aspergillaceae. The transcript has a single exon. The record is from RefSeq and is a predicted model, not a curated record.